Molecule: messenger RNA, 3175 nt
Organism: Pelodiscus sinensis (Chinese soft-shelled turtle)
Lineage: Eukaryota; Metazoa; Chordata; Testudines; Trionychidae
Source: RefSeq, a predicted model, not a curated record
AGAGAAAAACAUCCAUGAUAAAUAUAUUUUUAUCCUCCUACUAGUAUUCCUAUUAGGUCCCAUUGUCAGAUGUCUUGACACAGUCCAGUAGCAAAAGACGCUCAAUCUGCUUGAUCAGCUCUUUCCAGAUGCCCUUUGAUUUAUGAGAGCAAACUCUUGUACUCACACUGACUUCUUGGUUUACAAGUACUGCCGAAAACAAGAGUGCUAAAUUAGUGGUCUUGCAUUCAUUAACAUACUGUUCCGCUCUCCAGAAGUUAUUUCCCUUUUUUGGCUGCUUUGACUUGAUAUUGUACUUUGCUUCAUCCUGACCUUUGCUUUCCAAGAGCACUUUAUAAAGAGGACACUCAAUAAUUUCACAAGACAAAUCCAAGCAGCUUGGAUCUCUCCCAGAUGCCUAAAGAUGUGGUGAAAAAGAACUUGGUUCUCUGCCCAUUUCCUUUGUAGUCUAAUGAGACUUUGAGGGAAUGAUCAUUAAAGAUGACAGGCUUCUGGACCAUAUGCUGCAAUAAAAAGCCCACAUCCAAGAAUGGAGCAUAUGAAAUGGACAAAGUGGCUGAAAAUGUGGAAGAAAAAAUGCAGAUGAAACAAGAAAUUACUUUGCUUAAUGGUGUUUCUUUAAUAGUAGGGAACAUGAUUGGUUCUGGAAUAUUUGUAUCACCCAAAGGCGUAUUGAUGUAUUGUGGCUCCUAUGGACUCUCACUAUGUAUUUGGGCCCUUGGAGGGGUCUUCUCAUUGUUUGGAGCUUUGUGCUAUGCUGAACUGGGAACAUCCAUUAUGAAAUCAGGAGCUAGCUAUGCAUAUAUACUGGAAGCUUUCGGUGAAUUCAUAGCCUUUAUCAGACUGUGGUCUUCCUUGCUAAUUAUUGAACCAACAACUCAGGCUGUAAUAGCAAUUACAUUUGCUAACUACAUUGUUCAACCAAUUUUUCCAUCCUGUGAGCCACCCUACGAAGCAGUCAGAUUGAUCGCAGCUGCUUGCAUCUGGCAAAUUCACGGGAAUGUAUUCUUUCUCUUCAGGAAUGAAGAUUUGCGAGACAAGAGGAAAUGGCAGAUUCCAUUCAGCACCUUAACUUUUAUUAACUGUGUCAAUGUGAAGUGGGGAACAAGAGUACAAGAUCUGUUCACAUAUGCAAAAGUUAUGGCCCUUAUCCUGAUUAUAUCAGUGGGUCUUUAUAAAAUUAGUAAAGGAGAAACAGAAAACCUUAAAGCUCCAUUUGAAGGUUCUACAACUGAAGCAGGAGGUAUAGCCCUUGCUCUGUAUUCAGCUCUCUAUUCCUACUCUGGAUGGGAUACCCUGAAUUAUGUCACUGAGGAGAUGCAGAAUCCUACAAGGAAUCUACCCCUCUCAAUUGCAAUUUCAAUGCCUGUUGUGAGCAUUAUUUACUUGCUGACUAACAUAGCAUACUAUGUAGUGUUGGACAUGCCAGCUCUCCUAAGUAGCGAUGCAGUGGCAGUGACAUUUGGUAAUGAAACUCUUAGCUAUGCUAAAUGGAUAAUACCUAUCGCAGUGGCGAUGUCUUGUUAUGGUGGAUUAAACUCAUCAACUAUUGCAGCUUCCAGGCUUUUUUAUGUGGGUGCCAGAGAAGGACACCUUCCUGACAGUUUGAGUUUGAUUCAUAUAAAGUGCUUCACACCCGUCCCUGCUCUUUUCUUUAAUGGUUUGAUGACUUUGAUUUACCUCCUUGUGGAAGAUGUUUUUCUCCUUAUUAAUUACUACAGCUUCAAUUACUGGCUGUUUGUCGGACUGUCUAUUGCAGGAUUAAUAUAUCUGAGACAUACUCAGCCUGAUAGGCCACGGCCUAUUAAACUCAGCCUCUUCUUUCCUGUAGUGUACUGUUUAUGUUCCAUUUUCCUGGUCAUGGUUCCCCUCUACAGUGACACAAUCAAUUCCCUUAUUGGAAUUGGCAUAGCCCUUUCUGGAAUUCCUGCAUAUUAUUUGGGAGUCCAUUUACCAUCUGAAAAGAAACCUAAAUGGUGUCAGUGGCUCUCUGCCACAACAACAAAAUAUGUUCAGAUGCUGUUCUACUGUUGUCUAACGGAUUUGGACAUUCAAGUGGAUCAGACAGAAGCUAAAGACAAAUAGACAUUUCCAUACUUUAAGCAUUUGCUUAUUGUCGGAAGUUCUUUGUGUGGGUUUGGUUACACUAAAGCACCAAGAAUUACACUCUGCAUCAGUUUGAUGUUAAUUAUUUUUGUGCUUAUUUUAUUAGCCCCUUCACUGCGAAGGGUAUUUACCAAUCCCUGUGCUACAGGAUUUUUUAACUUUCUUUAUGAAUGCUGAUUAAUUAGCUGGUAAUUGUGAAGUGCUUUGAAAAUAAAAAGCACUGUUUGAAUAAGCAUUUCAUAUUAUGUAUGUGUUCAUUUUUGCAAGCCUUUCGGAAUAAAUCUUUCCAAGGCAAAAGCAGAAUUGGAGAAAUAAAAAGACGAAUGAAAGAAUCCAGUGCAAAUCAUACACUUCCUAGAGUUACAUUUCUAAACCUGAAGUGGGAAAAGAAAGUCACAAUAUAAAUGUAAGAAUUUUAUUGCAAUUAAUAAAUCUGUUUCUCAGCAAAAAAUGUUUAAGUAGGCAGGUAUUUUCAUAUUAUAAAUGCACCACUGGAACAACAAAUAUUUUAAUCUAAAAUCCCCUAAAUAGAUCCCAACAGACACAUUUAAUUCUUUUACAUGAAGAAAACAGUGAAAGGACUAUCUGAAAAAUAAAAGCUCUGUGCUAAACCUUAUGUGAGGACAUACAAUUGUCAUCUUUUUGCAAUAAAGGCCUUUUAGAUGAUAAAUUAAUUCACAUGGUUGUUGUCAUCAGAUAGAUAAGUCUCUUGCAGCUUGCUGUGGAGUAGGAUAAAAACACUGCAAGUUCUACUUCAAUAUAUGUAUAUUCAGGGAUAAGCACAUCACCUUUCUAUAGUGCAGCGGCAUUUGCCUACAGACAUAAAAAAUUGUGGCAUCAUAAAUUAUAAUAGGUAUGCUAAUUGGCUUUCAUUUUGGAAGGGACUACGCAUUUAACCUCCGAAAACGUAAAAGAAAAAAUACAUAGUUGGAACUUAAGCAGCAGAAACAGUUCCUCUAGUGUUUCCUGAUAUACACUAUGGCUACGUUUAUACUACGAGUUUUCUCAGCAAAAAAAAAAGCUAAUGAGGGACACAUUUGCGUGAGCUGUGAUCUCAUUUGCAUAUUUU